Aspergillus bombycis is the source of this 639-nucleotide messenger RNA. RefSeq lists its product as uncharacterized. NCBI's taxonomy places the organism in Eukaryota, Fungi, Ascomycota, Eurotiomycetes, Eurotiales, Aspergillaceae. The record is from RefSeq and is a predicted model, not a curated record. The coding region runs from base 1 to 639 and encodes 212 amino acids. The transcript is spliced from 3 exons.
AUGGCCAUCACUGAACUCAUUUUCCCAGCGAUCAAGACUGAUCCAGGCUCGCUCAGAGAAAUCGAACAAGACUGGCCGAUAAUCAGCAAAAGAUUGACACACCCUAAUCCUGGGUUGCUUAAUGCCUAUCGCGGCUUUCUCCUCACUGAGAACGGAGAAGAUGUGAGAAAUUCUCACAGAGAGUUCCUUCUAUUUGAGUGGGUUAAAGCGGAAUGCUUCCAUGCCUUCAUAAAGUCCGACCAAUUCGGCAGCUUUGCUGCUUCAAUCAAGCAUCUGGUGAAUGGGCCGCCGACGCUACAACUCUUUAAAACCAAUAUUAGCCCGAGAGAGGCAGCUUCAGCCUCCGUUGUUGAGAUCAUUCGGCUGAGUAUCUCAGACCCUGAGAACGCCGAGACAUCAACCCAGACAUGGGAACGGAUCUCUCGCUUUCUUAGUGGGAAGGCUUCUGUCACGUACGGACCAAGUUCCAAUCUUGAGAACGAUAUGGUUGCCGGCAUCAUAGGAUGGCAUGACAUAGAGACUCGAUCUCAGAUAAUCCAAGACUCCGAAUACACAGAAGCGCUCAACUUACUCCAGUCCCUGGGCGACGUCAACCAGAUUACCGUCGACAUCGAUGUAAUGGAACUACCGCCGCUGUGA